Molecule: messenger RNA, 1004 nt
Organism: Suillus fuscotomentosus
Lineage: Eukaryota; Fungi; Basidiomycota; Agaricomycetes; Boletales; Suillaceae
Exons: 5
Coding region: 235-948 (237 amino acids)
Source: RefSeq, a predicted model, not a curated record
AUCCCCAGCCUUCUAACGAAAACGAGCAUCCCACCACAUCUGAGUUUCCAAGUGACCCCGCGAACAAAGGAUUGUCCGGAGAGCCUGCUCCGCAGGUAUUUCCAUCAAAUACUCUGAUUUUCUUCUCUAAUUUUGGCGGUACCGCAGGUUCAGGCUCCUUCUGGUGAGGAAGGAAGACCUGAUCCCCAAUUAGUUGACGCCGAACUUCAGCGUGCCCGUGAUGGUACACAACACAUGCGAUCACUCGGGAAACAUGCGACUUCUAUGGCAUCCGCCGUCGACAAUGGCCCAGCGGAUCUUACUGCUGCAGACGAUUUUGAGACGACAUAUCUCCGACCCCUCAAGAUUAUCGAUGCUGUCCUUGAGAAGAUCACAGACGUACAUCCGUACGCAAAAAUGGCGCUGGGCGUGCUAUCUGCUGCAUCCAAAAUCAUAAUCGCGCAGGCACAGCGCGACCAAUCGAUUAUUAAUCUUCUCAAGAAAUUGGCUGAAGUUUACCGCUUCAUGGCUCAAGAUGACAGUCUUGGAAAAAUUGAAUCGACGCGCGAUAUCGUCGGAAAAAUCGUUCACCAGACUCUCGAGUGUGCCCCUUUCAUCAGGGACUACUCGGAGACAAAGAGCUUUUGGAAGAGACUCGGGAAAAAUGUUAUUUCGGAAACUGACGGCACGAUCAAACAGUACAGCGACGCUUUGGAUGGCCUUAUGCAACAAUUCCGGGACCAAGUCGAUCGGGACGUGGCCGUCUUCAUCCAACGUACGGGAGAUACCCUGGAUCUCUGGGAUGUCGCUUAUGCGAAGGGCGCAGGACUAGAUACCAUGAAACAGUGCCUACCAGGGACGCCCAUCAACUCCACUGAAUCGCUCAGUUUCUUCGCUGAUCGUCUGCGUUUGAUUGUUUUGAUUAGUUUUGUCGCUUGGACCAUGUCAAUAGCUUCGUUGUUGAGAUAAAAAUCAAUCUUUGUAGGAAUACUUUUCGAAAAUAAAUGCAUACUUUUUUUUGGAAA